ACCACGUAGCAGUUAUAGCUUAACCGUUCGACACGUGUUAUCCACGUGCUCGCUUUCUAGAACCGCCGCCGCUCCUCUUUUAAACCUCCGCCACCGCCACGGCCACCGCCACUUCCGCUAUCAAAUUUAUCCGCGACUUUUCAAAUCCAAAACCCAAAUCGUACAAAUAAAAAUUUGCCGAAAAUGGCACCGAAGAGGCGGCCGGGCAGGGCGGUGGUGACUGCGAAGAAAGUGGUGAAGGAGACCGUGGAAGUGGUGGUCACCCGGCCGCCGGCGGCGGGAGGCGGCGAGAGAGUGAAACUGGUUUCCUCUUCCCGAACCGCGAACGAGAAUGUGGAGGUCGUCACCUCCUCCCUCACCGACGAGAACAACCAAGACGACGACGAGACGCAGCCUUACGAGCCGGAAACCGCCCCCGCUCCGCCGCCGCAGGAGGCGGGGAUGAGAGGGACGCGGAAGAGGAAAGCGGCUGAAGACGGCGGCGCGAAGAAGCGCGCGAGGAGGAGACUCGGCGGCGGCGGCGUGGAAGGGUACAAGAGGUAUCUUUUCAAGGUGAUGAAGCAGGUGCACCCGGAGAUGGGGAUCUCCGGCAAGGCCAUGACGAUCGUGAACAACUUGAUGGUGGACAUGUUCGAGCGGAUAGCGGAGGAGGCGGCGCGGCUGCAGAAGUAUACGGGGCGGCGGACGCUGUCGGCAAGGGAGAUCCAGGGCGCCGUCAAGCUGGUGCUGCCGGGGGAGUUGGGGAAGCAUGCUGUUGCUGAGGGCACAAAGGCUGUCACUAACUACAUUUCGUAUACUACUGCUAGAUGAAUACAAUGUCUCAUUUAACACUAUGUUUGAGCUUGAGGUUUUUAUGUGUUUUUUUAGGGCUUUGGAUUUAACUU
Molecule: messenger RNA, 884 nt
Organism: Salvia miltiorrhiza (redroot sage)
Lineage: Eukaryota; Viridiplantae; Streptophyta; Magnoliopsida; Lamiales; Lamiaceae
Exons: 1
Coding region: 184-810 (208 amino acids)
Biological process (GO): nucleosome assembly
Cellular component (GO): nucleosome
Molecular function (GO): DNA binding; protein heterodimerization activity; structural constituent of chromatin
Source: RefSeq, a predicted model, not a curated record